Molecule: messenger RNA, 1147 nt
Organism: Sesamum indicum (sesame)
Lineage: Eukaryota; Viridiplantae; Streptophyta; Magnoliopsida; Lamiales; Pedaliaceae
Product: dirigent protein 1
Source: RefSeq, a predicted model, not a curated record
AUCCCUUAAAUAUAAUAUGAGAUACAAAAUAAAGUUGACAUAAAGUUACAAUAGAAUUUCAACCCUAACUUUAAACGUGAAGCAAGUUUUGUAAGAGCUCUUCAGUGUUUAUCCAAUUCUCACGUCCCAAAUCGAUGAUUCUGUGGUUCUCGUCCGUCCAUCCAGGCUUAGGGUGGUCCAUCCAUCACUGCUUCUUUCUACACUAUAUAUGUGGGCCGCUGCAUUAGCUUCUGCACAUAUGCUAUUUUCUCCAAUACAGCACACACAGAUGGGAAAGCUUACCUAUAUGUGAGCCGUUGCAUUAGCUUCCGCACAAAUGCUAUUUUCUCCAAUACAGACCGCUUGAGAGGGAAAGACGGCUGCUCUGUGAUCAACCCUAGUUGCUGGUCUUGCUCCCGCUACUGUCUGAACUGCCAAUGGGAAAGCUUACCAUAGCGUUAAUGUUGGGGGCAUUGGCAGCGGCGCUGAUGAACAUGCUGGUGCUUGGGUCAAACGCAGAAGUUCAACGGCAACGGCUCAAUUCCUGCCUGGGAAAGGAAAGGCUAACCAGGCUUCGUUUCUAUCUCCAAGACCUGGUGGGUGGUGAAAACAAAACUGUUUGGCGAGUGGCCCAAUGCAAUCUCACUGACGUUUUGCCCUCAGAAUUUGGGACUGUGUCCGUGCUGGACAACUUGGUAACAACUGGUCCUGAAAUCGACUCCCAAGAAGUGGGUCGAAUGCAGGGGCUUAUUGGGCUUGCGGAUUUACACGAGAUGGCCCUGGCUAUGCUCCUCAACAUCGUUUUCACGGAAGGGGAGUAUAAGGGGAGCACGCUCAGCAUUCUGGGGAGGAAUAACUUGUACGAUGAGAUAAGGGAAGUGCCGAUCGUUGGAGGUACGGGCGCUUUCAGAAUGGCACGUGGAUAUGUUAUUACCAGGACUUACUCUACGGAUGAAACACACUUCCGUAGCGUUUACGAGUAUGACCUCGUGAUCUUUCAUAUGGAUGAAGAUAAUGAUGUUACAAGGUUGAAUUCUGAUUAAAAUUCGUUAGAGCAAAUGUGCUGGUUUUGUGUGGUUGGAUCAUGUGUAAUGUUAGCCAAUCGUUUUCGUUUCUUUUUUGUUGUUUGAUUAUGUAUGAUUGUAUAAUAAAUACAACAAUUUGUUGA